Molecule: messenger RNA, 6819 nt
Organism: Dinoponera quadriceps
Lineage: Eukaryota; Metazoa; Arthropoda; Insecta; Hymenoptera; Formicidae
Product: GAS2-like protein 1
Exons: 8
Coding region: 524-3199 (891 amino acids)
Biological process (GO): actin crosslink formation; regulation of microtubule polymerization or depolymerization; protein localization to microtubule plus-end
Cellular component (GO): cytoplasm; microtubule plus-end; stress fiber
Molecular function (GO): actin filament binding; cytoskeletal adaptor activity; microtubule binding
Source: RefSeq, a predicted model, not a curated record
CGUGCGAGCACGGGGUGCGCGUAUACCCCGCGUAACAUAGCCUACGGUAUUGCUUUCUGAGCCGCGGAGCGACGAGCAACGAUAAAAAACGACUCCGACGGGAGAAUUAGAAAAAGAAAAGAGAAAAAAACGUCGUUUCCACAUUCUCCUUCUUUUUCUCAUAUCUCUCUCUUUCUCUGUCUUUUUCUCCUUUUCUCCCCUUUGAUUCUCUGUCUCUUUCACCCUACAUGGCCCCGAAAGCACCCGUCGAUCCUUGAUAUCCCUCGUACGCACCCCGAGACGACGACGACUGCCGGCGCGAGCGCGCCUAAUAACGCGUAUGUUGCCGGGAAAUCCACCGGCGCGACGGACAUUCGAUUUUCCGCUCGAUGAGUGAAGCAUCCGGCUGCUGUCGUCGUCGUGGGACGAGAUCGGGAUCGGUGUGUGCGCGACACGAUUCGUCGCGGUUGUGAUUGUUGAUCCGGUGGUGGUGCGGGCAGGAUCUUCUCGCGCGGAUUCCCGGUGAGCAAAAACAUAUCGGGCCAUGGCGGUGCUGCUGGAGGCGAGGUCGUACAGGCCGUUCAGGUCCUCGGACGAAUACUUGUUAGCGAUGAAGGAGGACCUGGCGGAGUGGCUGAACGCGCUCUACCCGGAGCUCCGGAUCAACAUUGACAAUUUUAUGGACAGACUGGACACCGGCGUCGCACUGUGCAAGCACGCGAACAAUGUGCGGAAGGCGGCGGCCGAUUACGUGGCCCGUCGUCAGGCCCGCAAGAUCUCGAUGACACGCUCGAUAACCUCGGCCCUGGCACUUCCGAUGAGCCAGCUAAGCGACGUGGCCUUCCUGCCGAACGCCAAGGCCGGCACCUUCUUCGCCCGCGACAACGUCUCCAACUUCAUCGGCUGGUGCCGCAACAGCCUCGGCAUCAUCGAGUGUCUACUCUUCGAAACCGACGACUUGAUAAUGCGUAAGAACGAGCGGCAUGUGAUACUGUGCCUGCUGGAGGUGGCCCGUCGCGGCGCCAAGUUUGGCAUGCUCGCGCCGAUGCUCGUGCAGAUGGAGAGACAGAUCGACCGCGAGCUCGCCGCCGAGAACAAGGCGAAUGGCGCCAGCAACGAAGACAGCGACGACGAGUACGCCGACGAUAUGCAGGAGGAGGUGCCCUGUCUCAUAUACGGCCCGCAGCCGCAGAUCGUCACGAACGAUCUCAAGAGCCUCGACGAGAUGGUUCGCGAUCUCGUGGAGGGUUGCACGUGCCCCACGCAGUUCCCGAUGAUCCGCGUGUCCGAGGGCAAAUACAGAAUCGGCGACACCAAGGUCUUGAUCUUCGUCCGGAUACUACGCAGUCACGUGAUGGUGCGUGUCGGCGGCGGCUGGGAUACCCUCAGUCAUUAUUUAGACAAACACGAUCCGUGCCGAUGCAGGACCUCGCAUCGCUCGAUGAUCUCAGCGAAGCUCAUUCAAAAGGCCGGCGCGUCCUUCGAUCUGGGCAGCGCGCAGGUGCAUUAUGAACGAUCACCUCCGAGAACGCGACGGAGUUCCGCAUCGAGCAUCGGUUCGUGCGCCGGCACGAUGCAGGGUCCGCAAUCGGCGCAGCUGCACGCACCCAGGAGCAUUUCUAGCAAUCGCUCGCGAUCGCCCACACCUCACCAUACUGGCAGCAAACAGCAGCCGCAGCAGUCGAGCGACGAGCAGAGAAAGAUAAAUCGCUCGAGGAGUCCCACGCCACAAAGGAAAUUCCUGGCGAGUCCGAAUCACCAGGCCGAUUUGGGGAAGCAGAGAUCAAGGUCGCCGACGCCCAGGGCGAAUCUGAGAUCGAGAAGCCCGACGUCGCGAGCGGAGCCGAAGAGCGGCAGCGCCGUUUCGCCGACCAGUCAUGGGAAAUCUCAGGAGAACGGCCGAGACGCCAACAAGAGGCAAGAGCAGCAACAGCAGCAAGCGAAACUGUCGGAAGACUUCAUGAAGCGUUACGUGGUGGAAGGCGGCGUGGCGCGUAGGGCCGUCGAGAAGGAGAGCAUGCCGAAGUACGAGCCGUCGAUUUACAACUACAAAUGUGGCGAGGAUUCGAGCAGCAGUCGCAGCCCGACGCCGAGUCCGCCCGCGAACAAGCAAGAGUCCGCCGAGACUUUCGGCAACGAGGGUCGCCACUGCCAGAAGUCGCCCCACGGCGACAGCGAACAUUCGGACAACGGCAGCGAAGUGUCCGACGAGGGUUACCGCAGUCUCGGUGCCGUCCAGUCGUCCAUGGCUAAUGGGAACUCCGCCAGCGCGCAGGGCUCGCCCACGGUUGCCGAUUGUCAAAAGCAACCUCCGAAAGCGGAUUCCGAGGAGAGAUCCUGCGUAGACACCGACAGUAUCGAGACUGGACUGCGCAAGACUCGGCUUCGAUCUUCGAGUCCCGUACGGAGCUACCCGCUGCCGAGAAACGAGACGUUCUUGUCGGGAGACAAGACACCCCGCGCCGGUUCCAUCAGCAACCUGUCGAAAACGUCGUCCGGCAGCAGGACGCCCAGAGACAGCAACUCCAGUCCCGAGGGUAGUCCAUUAAACCGAGCGGGGUACAGUCUCGCUUCUCGUAACUGCAGCAGCCUACGGAAACCACUUACUGCGACGGGGAGUGUUGGUAAGGCAUCUUCGCCGAUACCCAAAUCUUGCAAGUCUCCCCUCAGCGGCAGCAACACGUGGAACGGCCGUCAAACCAAGAAGAGGCCUAGUAUCCAAUCCGACACCUUCAUGAGCCCUCAAGCCACGUCAACAACAGCUUGCGCCACGACACCAAGUUUCUCCAGGAAGAGCCCAGCCAGACAAAGCUUACCCAGGCCAAGCUCGAACGGUGGGAUUCAAUACGACAGGAACGGCCGGAGGAUUCGAGCUUCCACCACCGGAUCUCUACAGUCGUCGCCAACCAAGGUAGCGAAUCCAUUGUUGGAGCAGAUUUUACAGAAAGUGGGCCACCUGCAGGACGAUCGCGAGAUGGUGCGCAAGUUGCAGGAUCUCCUGAGGACUUACCAGACCGGCUCAAACGACGGUGCCGCGAAUAUGGCGCUCACCAAGGCGUGGGUGGACAGUAACGGGACGGCGACUUUGCCGCAGGACAGUCCGGUGACGACGAACCCGAGGAAAGACCCGAAACCGGUGUCCGAGAGAGGAGCUUAUUCGAGGAUACCGGCGCCGGUGUCCUACAAAAGACCGAUGUCCGUGGCGUCCGACAGCGUCUGAAAGUGGCUUCUCCCACCUUUGGUCGAGUCCCGGCAAGAAUCGCAGUGUGUAGGCCGGCAGCCUUCGCGUGUUAGAUUAGGUUUCGGCUUGGUACGUCGAUAGCGUCGACGUACCGGAGGGGAGCCAGGCGUGUGCGCACGAGAGCGAGCAAUCGCGUCUCUCGCAUCGCUUGGACGCUUGAUUCGAUUUGAUGGGUAAGGUCGGACGUCCCGGUCGCGGUGACGACGACGACGGCGACGGUGAAGAGCUGGAGAGUCUAAAUUGGGAGCAGGGCCGAGUUCUCCGGCAAGUGUCUCAUCUCUCACGAGACGCGAGGGUCGUGGAAAGUUCGAACGAUUCGCCCUCCGUCUGCGCUCUUCGGCCGCGCUUUCGACGUACGCCACGAUCUCGCGAGUCCGACCGGACCGGAGGUAACUUAACGGGCCUUAACGGUACGGGGUCAAUCAGUUAGUAGCUCUUAGUAAUCACGUAUCGGGGUGGUGCUUGGAUGGUGCUGAAAAACGAGACGACGUUCAUGGGCGGACGGACCGCCUGCGAGGCGAAGAGCGUGAGAGAAAAGGAGAGUGAGCGCGGUGAGAAAGAGAGAAGGAGCGAGGGAAAGAAGAGGUAAGCAGCGGCGUAGGAAACUUGUCCCGUGGACGAGAUUUUCAAUUAAUUAAUGCGGAAUCGAAGGUGGGCAAUUAGCCGCGGCGAGUCUUGCGUUAAUGGCUUCCCAAUCGAUUUACUUCCAGUCGGUUAAUUGCACCCCACGCGACAGCCCGCCGAUUGGUCCGAGACAGCGACGGACGGGUGCUAGCGCCACGCGCGUCUCGUGCGAUCGACGCGAUCGGAAUUUCGUCCGACGUCAUCCACAGAAAGAAAGAGGGGGAGAGAGACCCGCCGCGAUCGCACGCACCGAUCGGUUUUAUCAUUGCCGAUAGGCGCAACACCUAUCGAUUUAUUUAUUUAUAUAGUUUAUCAGUUGUAUAUAUAUCAAAGACGAUUUAUUUACGCGUUACGACUUCUCGCCAUCAUGAUGAGAAAGGAGGCAUGGAGUGAGAUAGAACGAGAAGGAUGAGGGCGAAUCAGGUAAGAGAGAGAAAGAGAGAGAGAGAGAGACGAUGGAGCAGGAAACGAAAUUAGAAACCGAUAUAUCGAUUGAAGGAGAAAAGGACGUCGAAGGUCGAACACGCGAGAGGAUCCCACUCGGAUCCUCCGUAUAAAGAAUCAAAUCCCCCCCAUCCCCUACUAGCCCUCCCCUCACCUAUAAACCUGAAACAGACUGCAUUAUGUAGAUAGCGACGCGUCGUCGUCGAACAAACGCCAUUCCAAUGUUUAACUGUUUUUUAUACCAAACGCAAGCGUAGCGCCGUUUUGUAUCAAGUGUCUUAGUAACGGAUUAAGACGGAAAGGAGGAGAGAAAGAGAGGGAGAAAGAGAGAGAGAGAGUGGGAUUUAUUUUGCGGAAGAGGGAUAUUUUUUAGUAUCACGGUAGUGGACGACGGUUUCGCACGCGCGUGCGAUAGUAGUAGGGUGCGUUUCCGACAAAUUCGAUUCGAAAUCGACCACACUGCACGGGGUCGGUCAGUCCUUUCUCCGUUCGUUUCCGCCGUAGCUCUUAGGGAGAUCCUCUCCGAUUUUUCGCUAGACUCGCGUUAUACGUCGAGCGAUGUGGGAAAUACGCGAGGAUCGGGGGCGAAUCUUUCUUUCUGUCGACAGGGGUUCGGCCGCCUUGCCUUACUCGAAAUUCGAGCGAUUUCCCGUGUCUCUCACGCGUAUGGCGUCGUCGUGUUUUCUACACGCGCACACGAAUUCACGCAUGCACUCAACACACACGGACAUAUACACAUAUAUGUAUACACGUAUACACGCGCGAGCAAAAGUCGCCUGUAAAUAUAUAUCCGGGUUUUCAGCGCGAAAGCGAAUCUUUUCACACUCGGGCUUAAAUUGUAAUAAUUAAAUUGAUCUCUAGUCUUUCACUCUAUAGACAACGACGUUCACACGGUGUGGUACUACUUGAUUAGUUCGCUUCGAAAGGGUUCGCGACGAAAUGUUCACGAGUGAUGAACACAUACACACACACACACACACACACACACACACGAGAUGUAAACGGGUAAAGGUCGAGGAAAACACGACGGAGUUACCCCACUGCGACUGGAGUUCGGUGCUGCGCGGACAGAGCGUUUUAUAUAUCUUGUGUACAUAUGCUGACGAAUACGUUAUUAGAACGCAUAUCCUCGUUUUUACCGUGUAAAAAUAGACGUUUCCGCUUAAGUUUAAGCUAAGUUGACUUAACCCUUCGGCAAAUGAUUAACACGGGUUAUUUGUUGCGCCUAGUUAAUUCUCGAAAACGAAAAUGUGUAUUUUUCUAUUCGAGAUCCGUCGUUGAUAGUAAUAAUAAUUUUUAGCGUAGUCUGUGCGGAGGAAACACUUCGGUCGCACUUCUCGGCCAAUGUUCCGAGUCGCGCGAAUGAAACCGACGGGGAAACAGUUGCGAAAUGACGCGGCAAAAUUUUUGUCUUUGCCUGGGCUUCAUUUAUUACGUGAGCGUCAUGCGUCACGAAAGUUCUUCUCAUUUUUUUUUUCGCGAAACGAGUGGGAACAGUCGAGUGUCCGUCACUGAAGGGUUAAGUGUCCAGAUAUACUGAAUCACCGAACACCAUUCUCAGCGAGAAUCAAUCGGAAACAGUCGAAUGCUCGAGAUAUUCCCGUCGCAUGAAACUACAUUGAGGGAGAAAAAAUGGUCGAUCUCGCUAAAAUUUCAGUCGUCUUCGGUGCCAACCGAAACUCUUUUUUCAUUCUAACGAAAAAGUAGCGGUAGCAAUAUGCGCAUAAAGUUAUCAUGACACUGUAGCAGCACUUACUACAGAGAUUGUUUUCCCGAUUAUGACUGUUUCGUUGUGCAAUUACAGUCGCAAAUACCAGACACUUUUGUUUCAGUGUACACGUACUGUCGUUGGUUGUCAAUCAUUUGUCAUCGAUCAUUUUUCAUCGAAGCUAUAGCAGGUCCCCUGGCCGAUUUUUUAUCGAUUUCCGAUUUUCAUCAAACAAAAAACGAAGAUACGUAAAAAAAUAUACGAAUGCGUAUAAAUAUAAAUCCGUACGAUAUACACAGAGCGAUGUGGAACGGAACGGCGAAAUCUCGAGCACUCGUGCCCAUCGAUAUUCGAUAUAAUCCGGCACGAUCGUCCGAGCUCCUCAGCUUGACAGGGCGUAGCAACAACAACGGAGCGGAACGAUCUGAGCAGCGAAACACAGGGGAGGCAGAGAGAUCGCCUUUCCCGUGACGUCGCGCGACAAAUUUCAACGUCGGGCGGCUAAUCCUUAGGCCUAAGCUUUCGUAGCCCCCAAACCGAUCGCGGGGGUCGCGUGCAUUAACGUUAACAAACAAUACGACGGUGAUUACCAAUAUUAAUACUAUGAAUGCAAUCAUUGUAACUGUCGCUCUAUUACGAUUAUUAUUAUUAUUACGAUUACGAUUAUUAUUGUCAGGAGAAUAACGAAUAUUAAUUGCUAUGAUUAUUAUACGCAACGUUACCUAUGUUACGUUAUCAUUUUAUCUACGAACAGUUGUAAAUUGACCAAAAAAACUCUAUAAAAAGAUUAAUAAAAAGCCUUAACAGAAGCCAGCGAUUACCG